AUGGCUGAUAGAAAAACAAAAGGAAAGUCUGUGACUUAUGCACAGAAGGAAGCUCUUGUUGAAUUCUUAGAGAACAAUGUACAACUAAAAAAAGGUAAAUUCAACUCACAAUUUACCCACAAAAAUGCGCAACAACUUUGGGAACAAAUAACUUCAAAUUUAAAUUCCAUGAUUGGUGCAAAGAAAACGGCAGAUAAGUGGAGAAAGUGUUGGACUGACAUGAAAUGCAAUGCAAAAACAAAGAGCGUGGAUCUAAAAAAAAAUUUAAGAAAAACUGGGGGAGGAAGUGGAAAAACAGAUGAAUUAGAAUUAGCUCCAUUAGAAGAAAAAAUUGCUACUUUAAUUGGAGAUGUCCCCAUUUUUGGCCACCCUAAUACAGUGGAACCUUCAAUUACUUUUGAGGGAUAUGAAGUUGUUAUGGAUUCUACUGAUAAUAUUUUGCUGUCAACUGAAAUAUUACCACCGGAAAUUCAAUCAUCAUCAAAUGAUUUUUUGCACAACAACAUGGAAAUGCCAACUACAAAUGAAUUACUAAAUAAUGACAUUGAUAUAUCUCAAAAGAAUGAAGUUGGUAUUAAAUUCACUAGUAAACAAAGUAAACUUAAUAUUCUACAAAAAUCGGUCAAUGCUUCUAUUCAAGUUGGCAAUACAAUUGAUGAGAGGAAUACAAUUCUAAAAGAUUAUUGCUCUAAAAAGUUAGUUCUUUUAGAGAGAAUUGCUAUUGCAAAAGAAAAAAAAUUAGCAAUAAUGGAGAAAAAAAUGAAUAUGCAGAUUAAUGCAGAUAAAAAUUAA
This is a messenger RNA of Myzus persicae (green peach aphid), 792 nucleotides long. RefSeq lists its product as uncharacterized. Lineage: Eukaryota; Metazoa; Arthropoda; Insecta; Hemiptera; Aphididae. Gene Ontology annotation, cellular component: nucleus. The transcript is spliced from 6 exons. The record is from RefSeq and is a predicted model, not a curated record. Bases 1 to 792 code for a protein of 263 amino acids.